AUUUUAUUUUGUGUCAACUCCCAAAAACUCAAAAUCCUUUUCCUAUUUUAAGUCGUCCAUUCUUAUAUUAUUAUUAUUAUCACGUCUCAAAACACUACAUUCUCAUAUAUCCCUCAUGGAAUUAGACAAAGACCAGAUGUUGCUUCCAUGCCAAGACCUUGUCAUAGUAGAACAAGGUAACUCAAAAGAAGAGAACUCAAAACGGGUCAAAUCGAUAACCGGGUACACAUUUCGCGACCCGAUUCUCCUCCAACAAGCCUUCACUCACCACUCGUACGAAGAUGGGUCGUGCGCCUCUUUGGAACGGCUCGCGUACGUGGGGGACUCGGUUUUGAACUUGUUGAUUGCUAAGGAGCAAUACUCGUUGUAUCCGGAUUUGGAUCCGGGUCGACUCACCCGCCUUCGAGCUGUGAACGUGGACACUGAGAAGCUCGCGCGCGUGGCCUUGAAACACGACCUCCACAAGUUGUUAUGCCAUAAUAAGAUCUUGCUUUCCGUACAAAUCAAGGAAUUUACAAAUGCAAUAGUGGAAUAUCCCUUGCACUCGUCAGGACUAAUUGACGCGCCAAAGGUGCUUGCAGAUAUUGUUGAGUCCUUGAUUGGAGCCAUAUUCAUAGACUCCAACUCCUCUCUAGACACAACAUGGAAGGUUGUGAAGAAUUUGUUGGAACCAAUAAUAACUCCAUCGGACCUUCCAACACAUCCUGUGGUAAAACUACGAGAAUUGUGUCAAAGGAAAGGAUUUACAUUAGAAAUAAGAGAUUUUUGGAAAGUGAGUGGCGAAAUUGAGGUUGUCGUGGAUGAAGAUGUUGUGGGAAAGGCAAAAUACAGUGCCAAAAGGGUUAUUGCUAUGAAUAGAGCCGCACUCGAUGCCUACAACAAAAUUGUUGAAAAAAUUCAUGGCCUGGAUGUAAAAUUAGUCUAAUUUAUAAAUUAUAUUUGUAUUACUGUGUACACUUAUGAUUAAUUGUUGCCUGUAAAAAUAAAGGGUUGUAUGGUAAUAUACAGUUUAUGAAACUAUUAUUGUGUUGGCAGUUGGUAG
Messenger RNA from Striga asiatica, 1042 nucleotides. Lineage: Eukaryota; Viridiplantae; Streptophyta; Magnoliopsida; Lamiales; Orobanchaceae. The record is from the annotation of a GenBank genome assembly.